AUGUAUGUGCUUUUGAUGUGCGGGAGAUCUAUCGCCAAAGGCGGUACAGAUGUUAUUGACGGUGUUGGAAGUGGAAUGGAUUCUUUGAAGAUCCUGAUAGGGUUUCCGAUAAAACGCGAAGAAGGUUUAGCUCUGAACUUUUUCGAGGUGAAGCUUCGGAUAUUUCUCUGCUUCUUGGUGUACGAGUGA
Sclerotinia sclerotiorum 1980 UF-70 is the source of this 189-nucleotide messenger RNA. RefSeq lists its product with no specific name. The coding region runs from base 1 to 189 and encodes 62 amino acids. Lineage: Eukaryota; Fungi; Ascomycota; Leotiomycetes; Helotiales; Sclerotiniaceae. The record is from RefSeq and is a predicted model, not a curated record. The transcript has a single exon.